AUGGCUUUUCUCGGACUCAUUUUGAUUCGUCAUUUUAAUAUCAAGAAUCCUCUUCGUGUCAGCGAGGAAAUUCCUACUUUCCGUUGUAAUUCUAAUAAUAAUCUUGCCAGAGAAUUAUUGGGUUGUUCGGAAAAGCUGAUAUAUAAUUUAAAUGCUGCAAAUGGUGCAAAUAGUUUAAAUAUGGAUAGCAAUAAGCAGCAUUUUCGUCAUAUUUUCCUUUUUUACUAUAGAAAAGGUAAAAAUGCUGUUCAAGCCAGAAAGAAAUUAAUCGAGGUGUACGAAGAAGAUGUGUACGUCAGUGCCAGAACUGGUUUGCAAAAUUUCGAUGUCGAAGAUGCACCACGUUCUGGAAGGCCGGUUGAAGCUGAUAAAGACACGAUAAAGGCAUUAGUUGAUGCAAACCGGCGAAUAACAACACGUGAGAUCGAUGAGAGGUUAAAUUUAUUAAAUUCAACUGUUUAUGACCACUUGAAAGGCCUGGGUUUAACCUCGAAGCUUGAUAUAUGGGUUCCCCAUGAUCUCGCGGAGAGAAAUUUGUGUCGUCGCGUUGACGUCUGUGAUUCGCUUCUCAAACGUCACGAAAAUGAUCCAUUUUUGAAGCGCAUCAUUACUGGGGACGAAAAAUGGGUUGUAUAUAACAAUGUCAAACGCAAGAGAUCAUGGAGCAAAAAAGAUGAACCGGCUCAAAGCAUUUCCAAACUGGACAAAUUGAAUGAUGCACUUCAACAGAAAAGGCCAGAAUUAAUCAACAGAAAAGGUGUAGUGUUUCACCAAGAUAGUGCCAGACCUCAUACAAGUUUGGUCUCUCGCCAAAAGCUUUUACAGCUUGAAUGA
Vespa velutina is the source of this 834-nucleotide messenger RNA. RefSeq names its product histone-lysine N-methyltransferase SETMAR-like. The transcript is spliced from 4 exons. The record is from RefSeq and is a predicted model, not a curated record. Bases 1 to 834 code for a protein of 277 amino acids. Gene Ontology annotation, molecular function: nucleic acid binding. NCBI's taxonomy places the organism in Eukaryota, Metazoa, Arthropoda, Insecta, Hymenoptera, Vespidae.